Molecule: messenger RNA, 2943 nt
Organism: Xylaria bambusicola
Lineage: Eukaryota; Fungi; Ascomycota; Sordariomycetes; Xylariales; Xylariaceae
Product: peptidase S8/S53 domain-containing protein
Exons: 3
Coding region: 89-2575 (828 amino acids)
Biological process (GO): protein processing
Cellular component (GO): trans-Golgi network; Golgi membrane
Molecular function (GO): serine-type endopeptidase activity
Source: RefSeq, a predicted model, not a curated record
CAAGAAGCCUCCUCCUACCGUGUAUAGUCUUCUCUGUGGCUCUUCGUCGGUAUUCGAUAGUUAGACUUCGUCCACCCAUCACUCCGAAAUGAAGUUCGCCCCCAUCGUCGGCCUCGUUGUAGGCAGCCUAGCUGGACUGGGUACAUCAUCCCUCCACCGCCGCGACUUCGACUCCAACGACUACUACGUCCUCCAUCUCGAACGUAGCACAAAUCCAGAUGAUGUCGCAUCGCGGCUAGGGUUGAGAAACGAGGGUCAGCUCGGUGAAUUGGCAGAUCACUUCGUUUUCCGCGCCCCCAGGGCAGACCACGAUGUUGUCCGCAGGGAAGUCCAGGAGCGCCGGAGAAGACGCUCGCUAGGUGAUGUGGAUGUACUUGAUUCUGUCAGGUUUUCUCAAAAACAAAAACUACACCCUCCAAUGCAGAAAAGGGUGAUACCGCCACCUCCACACGGCUUCUUCCCGCGACAGAAACGAGCUGAUGAAGCGGAUGCUGAGGCGCUCAAGAAGCAGAAAUCGGUUAUGAAAACGCUGGGCAUCAGCGACCCCAUUUUCAAUGAGCAAUGGCAUCUGUUUAAUCCCAUUCAGCUGGGUCACGAUGUCAAUGUUACUGGCGUGUGGUUGUCAGGAGUCACGGGCAAGAACGCAACCGUUGCCAUGGUUGAUGAUGGUCUUGACAUGUAUAGCAAUGAUUUGAAACCAAACUACUAUGCAUUCGGGAGCUGGGAUUUCAACGACAAUCGAGCGGAACCAAGACCAACCUUGAGUGACGACAGGCACGGCACACGAUGUGCAGGAGAGGUGUCUGCAGCAAAGAACGAUGUUUGUGGUGUGGGUGUAGCGUACGACUCUAAAAUUGCCGGCAUUCGCAUUCUCAGCAAGCAAAUCAGCGAUGCUGAUGAGGCUGCUGCUUUAAAUUACGACUACCAGCACAACCAAAUCUAUUCGUGCUCAUGGGGCCCUCCUGACGAUGGAAGAUCAAUGGAUGCUCCCGGCACUCUCAUCAAAAGGGCCAUGCUAAACGGCGUCCAAAAGGGUCGCGAUGGGCUUGGGUCCAUUUACGUGUUUGCGAGCGGGAACGGCGCCCAAAGUGAUGAUAAUUGCAACUUCGACGGCUAUACCAAUAGCAUUUACAGUAUCACUGUCGGUGCUAUUGACCGACAGGGGCUCCACCCCUACUAUUCGGAGAAAUGUUCCGCUCAGCUUGUGGUGACUUACAGCAGCGGCAGUGGCGAUGCAAUUCAUACCACUGAUGUUGGAGAAAACCAAUGUUAUAGUGGCCAUGGCGGCACAUCUGCAGCUGCGCCUUUGGCUGCCGGGAUAUUCGCUCUAGCGUUGGAGGUCCGGCCAGACUUGUCGUGGAGAGAUAUGCAAUAUAUUGCUUUGGAGAGUGCCGUUCCCGUCGAUCUUGAAACUGGUGAGUGGCAGCCGACUACUAUGGGUAAACAAUACAGCCACACCUUUGGAUACGGCAAGGUUGACAGCUACGCUCUCGUUGAAACUGCAAAGACCUGGAAAAACGUCAAGCCUCAGGCGUGGUUCUACUCCCCAUGGCUUCACGUUAAGAAAGAGAUUCCUCAAGGCGACCAAGGGUUGUCGGUUAAUUUUAAAGUCACAAAGCAGAUGCUUGAAGAAGCUAAUCUCGAGCGACUGGAACACGUAACCAUCACCAUGAAUGUAGAGCAUACCCAACGUGGGGAUUUGAGCGUUGACCUUAUCAGUCCUGAUAAUGUCAUUAGUCAUAUUUCAGCGGUCAGGAAGCUCGACAAGAGUGAUCAGGGCUAUGAUGACUGGACAUUUAUGAGUGUUGUGCAUUGGGGAGAAUCUGGUGUUGGCACUUGGACAAUCGUUAUUCGUGACACCAAGGUUAACGAACACAAAGGUGUAUUCAUUGAUUGGCAUCUCAAGCUAUGGGGUGAAAGCAUUGAUGCUUCGAAGGCUAAAUUACUACCAAUGCCGAAAGAUGACGACGAUGCUGACCAUGACGUGACUACUACUGCGACACCCACGGCUGUCACAACUAGUUUGCCUCCUCAUCCUGACGCCACCAACACUGCCGUGACUACGUCAUUGCCAGAUGAUCAUCCGACAAGACCCGUGAAACCCAGCAAAACAGCAAGCAGCAGCGGGUCGUCGGCGGCUAGCACUAACACUCAGUCCACAGCUGCUGAAACAACUACCGAGAGCUCCUGGCUACCAUCUUUCUUACCUACGUUUGGCGUUUCAUCCAGAACUCAAGCGUGGAUAUACGGUGCUCUAGGUCUGAUCAUUACGUUCUGCGUUGGCCUUGGCGCAUGGUUAUGGUUGGUACGCCGCAGACGCCUCCGAAAUAACCCCCGAGAGAGCUACGGAUUUGAGCCUCUGAACCCAGAUGAUUCAUCGGGUCUGAAUGGAGACCGGGAGAAGAGCAACAAGCGCCGGGGAGGUGAACUGUACGAUGCUUUUGCUGGCGGAAGCGAUGAUGAAGAACUUGACGAUGGAGAUCACAGCAGCUUGGUCAGUGCAGACUCAGACGAUGAGAGGGAUGAGUCACCUAGAGACCAACAGAGCUCAAAGCUGCUUGGUAGUCGGACAUAAGCCCAAGUAAUAUUAUAGGCAGCUGGGUCCAGCCGCUUUCCGUCCCUUGAGCUUUAUACUGAAGCCGGGUUCUAGUUAUUUGAUUUCUGCUUACACAAUGCAUGAGGGUGUAUUACUUGUCCUAUAGAGAUAGCAUAGGUUUCCAUAAUUUGUACAUAGUGGGUUUAUUGAGAAACGUGAUACAUGGCGCUUAUUAAAAAGCGGCGUUGACAUGCUUCAUCCGUCCUUGGCCUUGUGCUGGAAAACUGUAUCGAUCAGUAUAGACUCGAAGGAUAGUAGUCGCAUCAAUAGACACGAUCACAACGAAGCACUCAGAACGCUACUGAUAAAAGUGGGAUUGGCAUAGAUAGUACCGUGGUAGAGUUCUA